Notothenia coriiceps (black rockcod) is the source of this 825-nucleotide messenger RNA. It is a transcript of the gene mphosph10, whose product is annotated as M-phase phosphoprotein 10 (U3 small nucleolar ribonucleoprotein). Lineage: Eukaryota; Metazoa; Chordata; Actinopteri; Perciformes; Nototheniidae. Gene Ontology annotation, biological process: rRNA processing. Gene Ontology annotation, cellular component: sno(s)RNA-containing ribonucleoprotein complex; small-subunit processome; nucleus. The transcript is spliced from 6 exons. The record is from RefSeq and is a predicted model, not a curated record. The annotation marks the transcript as partial.
AUUAUAUAAUAUUGUUGUCGUAACCUGCAGAUGUCAGAGAAGAUCGAUGAGUUGGAGAAAACAGCUCUAGCAACGAAGCCGUGGCAGCUGGCCGGAGAGGUGACGGCGCAGACGCGUCCGGAGAACAGCAUGCUGGAGGAACAUGUGGAGUUUGAGCAGACAUCCAGGAUGGCACCUGGUAUCACAGAGGAAACCACACUACAGCUUGAAGACAUCAUCAAACAGAGAAUAAAAGACCAGGCGUUUGAUGACGUGGUCCGAAAGGAGAAACCCAAAGAGGAAGUGUUUGAGUACAAGAAGAGACUUACGUUGGACCAUGAGAAGAGCAAACAAAGUCUAGCAGAAAUCUAUGAGCAGGAAUACCUCAAGCAGAAUCAGAAAAAGACAGAGGAGGAGAACCCAUCCCAUGUAGAAAUUCAAAAGCUUAUGGACACGCUCUUUCUUAAGCUGGAUGCUCUCUCCAACUUCCACUUCACACCUAAACCACAUGUUCCCGAGGUCAAAGUGGUGUCUAACCUGCCGUCCAUCACAAUGGAGGAGGUGGCUCCAGUCAGCGCUAGUGAUGCUACAAUGCUGGCACCAGAAGAAGUCAAGGAGAAGAACAAAGCAGGAGACCUUAUGGGUGAUACUGAGAAGAGUUCGACAGACAAGAAGCGGGAGAGACGCCACAAGAAGAUGGUGAAGCGUGUAAAGAUCCAUGAGAAAGAAAAGAGACAAAAACUUAAAGAGGCCAGUAGAACCGAUGAGAACAGAAAGCUGUCCAAGGCUGAAGUUGCAGAGAACCUGAAGAAACUCACAAAAGGAGGCAAAGCCACAAUACUCAAG